Messenger RNA from Cucumis melo (muskmelon), 1268 nucleotides. Its product is annotated as endonuclease 4-like. The coding region runs from base 146 to 1045 and encodes 299 amino acids. NCBI's taxonomy places the organism in Eukaryota, Viridiplantae, Streptophyta, Magnoliopsida, Cucurbitales, Cucurbitaceae. The record is from RefSeq and is a predicted model, not a curated record. The transcript is spliced from 10 exons. Gene Ontology annotation, molecular function: nucleic acid binding; endonuclease activity. Gene Ontology annotation, biological process: DNA catabolic process.
CUUUGAAUUAAGAAACUGUCCGUUUUUGUGAUUCUAACGUUCGUAGCCUCCGUUGGGUGAGAGGCAAGCGUCCAAAAAAUGAGAAACAAAGCUGGUUUAAAUUUGGAGACAAGCUUCAAAGCCAGCGAUCAAGCAGGGAGCAGACAUGGGUCAGUCUGAGCUUUGUUGGACUGCGAAUGUUUUCGUUUUUCUCUUACUUUUACCUGGAAUCCUCGGCUGGGGAAGGGAAGGUCACUAUGCAGUUUGCAAGAUAGCAGAGGGAUAUUUGACUGAAGAUGCUCUAUCCAUGGUCAGAGAAUUGCUUCCAGCUUCUGCUGAGGGCGAUCUUGCGGCUGUAUGCUCCUGGGCAGAUGAACUUCGAGAAAAUCAUGAUUAUCACUGGAGUAGCGUCUUACACUUUGUUGACACGCCAGAUUUCUUUUGUAAUUAUAAUUGCUCGAGAGACUGUCAUGACAGUCAUAGACACAAAGGUAGAUGUGUGACUGCAGCAAUUUACAACUAUACCAUGCAACUCGAAUCAGCUUACAAGGAAAUAACUUCAGAAGUUAGAUAUAACUUAACAGAGGCUCUUAUGUUCUUGUCCCAUUUCAUCGGAGACGUUCAUCAGCCCCUUCAUGUCGGCUUUGUCGGAGAUCUAGGAGGUAAUUUAAUAAAAGUCGGUUGGUACCAAAGAAGCACCAAUCUCCAUCAUGUCUGGGAUACGAUGAUCAUCGAGUCUGCCUUGAAGAGAUUCUACCAUUCAAAUCUUAUGCUCAUGAUUCAAGCCAUUCAAAGCAACAUUUCGGAUGAAUGGCAUAAUGAGGUCUCAGCUUGGAGAAAUUGCACAGGGAACCACACAGCUUGUCCAAACCCGUAUGCUUCUGAAAGUAUUAGCUUGGCAUGUAAAUAUGCAUACAAGAACGCCACACCAGGAAGCACGCUAGAAGACAGUUAUUUUCUUACCCGGUUGCCCGUCGUAGAGAAGAGAUUAGCACAAAGUGGCAUUAGAUUGGCUUCUACCCUCAAUCGUAUCUUUGCUUCUGAAGUGAAAGUGGCUGAAGUUUGAAGACAAGGACUGGGAGAGAUCAGAUCAAUUUCCAUAAGAUAGAUGUCAAAAUGGUUGAGAACAUGAAUUGAUUUGUGCUAUUGUCUUUUGUCUUCGUAUAUUUAUUAAUAUUUGCUAUUGCUCCAAAAGAACCCUAAAUGUGGAAACUCAUUUGUAACUUGAGCAGUCACAGUAAAAGAACAAGAUAUUCAGGAAUAAUAUGACCGUGAUUUACACCUUUUAA